CUUUAGCACUUUAGCGUGAUAACUGUGUUGGCUGUAAGAGAUAUUAUCCCAUUAUCAUGUCUGUGGUGGUUGAUGAUAUCAGUGCUCUUUUGGAAGAGUUACAAAUCGAUGGUGGCGGCGCUAAUGGGCCAGUGCCUCCGUGUACUACAACGUCAUACAAACAAGAGCAAAUAGCCACUGUUGAGGACCAACUGAAGUCUCACUUCCUGAACCCCUCGAACUCGUUGCCGUGGGACCUACUGGAUGUUAUGCAAACGGUUCCAGAUAUGGACAGUGUGCAGAUGUAUGAUUCUCUGUUACAAUUACCAGAUCGGGUCUCCAGGCUACAGUAUAGGCUCAAACGUCAGGGCAUCGAAGGUAAAGUCCAUACCUAUGCCGAAGAGGUUAACCGCUCAGAUGUGGCCAAUUCAAAUGCUGCUACAUCUAUCAGUAUUAAUAGAGCGUAUGGAGAGUCUCAAUCUUUGAGAGGUUCCACGUCGCAAUUGCCCUUCCAACCUGGUGGAAUACAACUGAAAAAUGCGGUAAAGGACUCAACAGCAUUGUUACAUAGGGAUUCAGACGGGCUGUUCGACAUCCCACUAGGUCUUUCUAGAGGACUGUAUGUUGGCGGAGGUUCUCUUAACGACUUGGAUGAGCUUGAAAAUGUGGCUGAUGAUGAUGAGCCAAACGAAGAUGAAGAGUUACAGGAGGGUGUACCACUAAGUUCUGUCCAGCAAUCACAGGCCAAAUCUUCAGGAUUUGAGAAGGAGAUUGAUGAACUACUACCAAUUGACAUAAAUUUUGGAAGAAGUUCUAUGAUCAAUAAGGAUGACCUGGUGGUGAAGAAAGAAUGGGCGCAUAUGGUUGAUUUAGAUCACAAGAUUGAAAACUUCCACGAGCUGAUUCCAAAUAUGGCCCGUAAGUGGCCUUUUGAAUUGGAUGCAUUUCAGCAGGAGGCUGUUUAUCACUUGGAACAAGGUGACUCCGUGUUUGUUGCUGCACAUACAUCUGCUGGUAAAACUGUAGUUGCUGAAUAUGCUAUUGCAAUGGCUAAACGAAACAUGACCAAAGCCAUUUACACGUCUCCAAUUAAGGCCUUGUCCAAUCAGAAGUUUAGAGAUUUCAAAGAGACGUUCCCUGAAGUUGACGUGGGCUUGAUCACUGGUGAUGUUCAGAUAAAUCCAGAGGCUAACUGUCUCAUCAUGACCACUGAGAUCUUGAGAUCGAUGCUGUACCGUGGUGCAGAUCUCAUCCGUGAUGUCGAGUUUAUCAUUUUUGAUGAAGUUCACUAUGUGAAUGAUAUAAGUAGAGGUGUUGUGUGGGAAGAGGUGAUUAUUAUGCUUCCAGAUCAUGUCAAGUAUAUCUUACUUUCUGCCACUGUUCCGAAUACCUAUGAGUUUGCAAGUUGGAUUGGAAGAACCAAACACAAAGAUAUAUAUGUUAUCUCUACACCAAAGAGACCUGUUCCAUUAGAGAUCAACCUCUGGGGAAAGUCCAAGUUGACAAAGGUUAUUGACGCUGAUAGAAAAUUUUUGGAUUCGAAUUAUAACGCUUACAUUGAAAUGUUUGAAGGCAAGAAGAAACCUCGACAAGGAGAAAACGCAGCCAAUGGUACUCGUGGUGGCCGUGGUGGUGCUAGAGGUGGUCGUGGUGGAGCUGCAACUGGUAGAGGUGGUAGAGGUGGCUCACAAGGUGGUAGAGGUGGCCGUGGAGGUCAAGGAGCCGGCAAUGGACCAAACAGAAGAGGCUUCCAGAUGAGUCAACCUAAUAAAAACACAUGGCCAGAGCUUAUCCAUUAUCUCAACUCCAAUGCACUGUUACCAGCUGUUAUAUUCGUGUUCUCAAAGGCUCGUUGUGAGCAGUAUGCCAAUACUCUAGGUGGAAUUGACUUCUGUAAUGCUAAAGAAAAAUCGCAGAUUCAUAUGUUCAUUGACAAGGCAGUUGCAAGGUUGAAAAAAGAAGACAGGGAGCUCCCACAAAUCAUGUCAAUCAGAGACUUUUUGAGUCGUGGUAUCGCUGUUCAUCAUGGUGGUUUGUUGCCAAUUGUGAAAGAAGUCAUUGAAAUCUUGUUUGCAAAAUCAUUGGUCAAAGUUCUUUUCGCAACAGAGACGUUUGCAAUGGGUUUGAACUUACCAACAAAGACGGUUGUGUUCAGUGAAUUGAGAAAGCAUGACGGUAUCAAUUUCAGAAACCUCCUUCCAGGUGAGUUCACUCAAAUGGCUGGUAGAGCAGGUCGUAGAGGUCUGGAUACUAUUGGAACAGUUAUAAUCAUGUCUUACACUGAAGCAAUGGCUAGACCUACAAUCAAAGACGUGUGCUUGGGAACAGCUACAAAGUUGGUUUCUCAAUUCAGACUGACUUAUAAUAUGAUCCUGAAUUUGCUUAGAAUCGAAGCUCUGAGGGUGGAAGAAAUGAUUAAGCAUUCCUUUUCUGAGAAUACAACACAGGCUUUGCUUCCAGAACAUGAGAAAAAGAUCAAGUCCCUGGAGGAUGAAUUGAACAAUCUGCCUCCUCUAGUGAUCCAAGAUCCCUUCACCGAGGAUGAUCUCAAAGAGGUUUUCGAGGAUCUGAUUAAGUACAAAGAUUUGACACGCUCUCUCAUCAAGGAGAGUAUGAACUCUGCUCUGUUCUUCAAACAGCUUAAACCUGGUAGAGUGAUUGUUUUCAAAGACAACAAGGGUCUCUCCCGUAUAGGUGUGAUCUAUAAACGUAAAGACCAUUCUGAGCCAUACAACUUUGUCGUUUUGGUUUUCGAUAUGGGUGCUGCAGAAUUGCAAGAGGCUACAGGUAUUCCAUAUGUAUCGUCUUUGAAAUCAUUCAUCCGUUCUAACUUUACGCCAAUGACCUAUAACGGUGAUUUGAGGUUUGAACAGGUCUCAUUGGAACAACUGGAGCUCGUGAUCACGUAUUAUAUCAACGUCUUUGAUCUAGGGAAGAAGGACUCAGAUGCUCUUGAGAAGUUUGAGAGUAAUAUCAACUUGGCAUUGAAGUUUCAGGAACGUUUUAAAGAGAUUGAUUGGAGUGCGUUUGGUACUUUGAAAAUCAAUGAGCUUAUCCAAGAGAGAACAGACUUAAUUCAAAAGAUUAAGGGCAGUCCGUGUAUUAAAUCCAAACAUUUCACAGAGUACUUUGCCUCUCUGAACAAGAAAAAGUCCAUCCAAGAUGAGAUUGCACUUUAUAACUCCUUAUUGAACGAUGAGAAUCUUGAAUUGCUUCCAGACUAUGAGCAGAGGUUGGCAGUGUUGAAGGAACUGGAUUUUGUUGAUGAAAAUUUGAACGUGAAGCUCAAGGGUCGUGUAGCAUGUGAAAUCAACUGUGGAUGGGAACUAAUUCUAACUGAGCUGGUGUUGGAUAAUUUCCUUGGAGAUUUUGAUCCUGAAGAGAUCGUGGCACUUCUCUCUGCAUUCGUUUACGAGGGUAAAAGUUCUCAAGAAGAGGAACCAACUAUCACACCUCGUUUGGAGCGUGGUAAAUCCAAAAUUCAGGACAUCAUGGGUCAGAUGAUGGACGUCUUUGAGAGACAUCAAGUCACACUUACUUCUGAAGAGCAAGAUUUCUUACAGAGGAACAGAUUUGCCCUUGUGAAUGUUGUUUAUGAAUGGGCUAGAGGGAUGACAUUCAAAGAGAUUAUGGAACUAAGUAUAGAAGCUGAGGGAACGAUUGUGCGAGUUAUAACACGUCUCGAUGAAAUUUGUCGUGAAGUGAAAUCCGCUGCUCUGAUAAUUGGUGAUUCAUCAUUACACGCAAAGAUGAGCGAGGCCCAAGAGAAGAUCAAGAGAGAUAUUGUCUUCGCAGCAAGUUUAUACUUAUAAUCUCAAGGCUGUCGCACUACGUUAAAUAUCGUCAUAGAUAGUCAUCAUCAUUAGUGCAUAAAGCCUCAAGACUUUGCAGCUAUUUCAAAGAUAUUUCUUCUACUUGAGAACACCUUUUGUUGUAGAAAUUCCUGUGCUGAUUUUUUUCCAAACUUAUACGCGAUUAUUCCAAGCAGUAUAAAUAACGAGCUCUGAACCAUUUUGUAAGGAGUUGAUUGUCCUGUAGACGUCACCACACUAUCUGAGUAUCCCUUGCCUGAGAGGAACCUGCUCAAUGUUGAUUGUUUUUGUAGUUUCUUGUGUGUUGCACUAGAGAAGAUAUCUAGUGCAUCAGACGCAUUCUCAGCUCCAACCUCCAAAGUUGCCUUUGUUCUUUCCAAGUUGUACAAGCUCCACCCCAGCAUCUCCAGAGAUUUGCUGUCUAUGUUGACUGUCUCACCUGAGUCUUGUUUCACUGUGAUGGAAUGCGUUUUAGAUGGGUACAGGGUC
Messenger RNA from Williopsis jadinii, 4280 nucleotides. RefSeq names its product SKI complex RNA helicase subunit SKI2 (gene SKI2). The record is from RefSeq and is a predicted model, not a curated record. Gene Ontology annotation, cellular component: Ski complex. Gene Ontology annotation, biological process: nuclear-transcribed mRNA catabolic process, 3'-5' exonucleolytic nonsense-mediated decay. Gene Ontology annotation, molecular function: ATP binding; RNA binding; RNA helicase activity. Lineage: Eukaryota; Fungi; Ascomycota; Saccharomycetes; Phaffomycetales; Wickerhamomycetaceae. The coding region runs from base 57 to 3791 and encodes 1244 amino acids. The transcript has a single exon.